ACGUUCUCUCAAUUCGAGAGCCUCGUUGCUCCUGGAUAUGGUUCUUGAAUUGAUGCUAUGUAUGCAUGUAUUGUAUGCGCAAGUACUGCCAAUAUUCGUACAAUUUACAAAGUUGUCGAUUGCUGGACAGAUUUUGAAUUUGACAGGCAGACGUGUACGGCCGUGUGUGUCGUGUACAUUGGAGAUUGGUGACUGCUACAAGCCACGUGGACCACAAUACUGUUGAAACCCUCUACUAAAAGAUAUAACAUUAUGCUAUUUGUCGAAAGGUGACGCCACGACAAUCCACGAAACAAAAAAAUUGUCUUCCAUACUGUAUCAUAUUAUUCAUUUAAUCGAACAAAUUUCUACAGUCAAAAUGAAUUUAAGGAAUAUUAAAGAUAAACUAAAGGAUGAAACGUUGGAUCUUAGUUUAUGCGACCUGAAAGAAGUGCCUGUUCGAGAAAUCGCAACUGUCAAGAAAGCAACACAUUUAGAUUUAUCAAACAAUUUAUUAGUUUCCUUGCCUAAUACCUUUGUUACCCUUAAGCAAAUAAUUAAGUUAGAUCUCAGUAGAAACAUGUUAACAGAGAUUCCUGAGAAUUUUGGAGAACUAAAACAACUGCGGCAUUUAGAUCUAUAUGCGAAUCAGAUAAGCAGAUUACCACUUAGCUUGAGCGAACUGAAGAAUUUAAGAUGGCUGGAUUUGAAGGAGAAUCCUUUAACUCCGGCAGUGGCUAGCAUAGCUGGCCCCUGCAGCAAUUUAAGCGAAUGUCAAGCCUGUGCCCGCAACGUUGUCAUGUAUCUGUCAAGCGUCAAACUCAAAAUUGAAGAGGAGAAGUUACGAAGAUUAAACGCUGUCACAAGUACAGAAAACGAUAGCUUACUGCCAAAGAAAGUUGGAAAAAAGAAAAAGAAGAAACUGGCAGGGAAGGAGAAUAGAGAAAGCUUAGAUAAAAGUAGACAUCGGUCUUCAAGCAACGAAUUUCAAAUAGAAACGAAUAAAAUUGAAUUGCCGGCGAUGAUAGAAAAUGAUCUGUACGCCGAUAAAAAACCUGCGACCAAAGGCAAAUCCACGGUGGUACGACUUUUCCUUUUGAGUUUUAUUAUUGCCAUUCUGACGAUAGUAGUGCUACCAAUGUAUUCGGAGCAAUGCGACGCACUCGUAAACUAUGCAGAAAGGAAUACUGGUAUACCUUUGAAAGCGUUUCAGGAACAGAGUAUUGACAUGUAUCGUUCCUCUGUACGGACUGCGAUUAACUGGACCGAAAGUAUUUACAAAGAUUUGUACCAUGUCUAUGAAAACAGCUUCAGGGGAGAUGUUGGCGAUCUACCAAGUAAAUAAACUUACAUCGCUUGUCUCGGACUGAACAAGUUACAAGAUCGAUACGCAAACUUUUGUCUUAAAAUAUGUUGUGUCGUUCGUAUUAUUAUCAUCAUUAUUAUUAUGUGAAUCAAGGAUUCCGUUAUUUAUUAUAAAAAAUUAAAAACAAUUACAUGUACGAAAGUCUUUCGUGCAACGGAA
This is a messenger RNA of Megalopta genalis, 1504 nucleotides long. Its product is annotated as leucine-rich repeat-containing protein 59. The record is from RefSeq and is a predicted model, not a curated record. Gene Ontology annotation, molecular function: protein binding. Gene Ontology annotation, cellular component: cytoplasm. NCBI's taxonomy places the organism in Eukaryota, Metazoa, Arthropoda, Insecta, Hymenoptera, Halictidae.